UUUUCACAUUUUAUGUUGGGUCGUUUCUCAUUCACUCUUUGAUCAUCAGCUUCAUAACAGUGAUUAAUUUCAUCUUUAUUUUUGUAUGUGAUUGUAUUUUAACUUUUAUUAUAACCUUUUGUAAACUCAAAACAAUGACCACCAAACCAAUGAGCCGACCGAUGCCUUCUUACCUUUUGGAUAGAGGAUACAAAGUUUGGAAUCAUGCAGAAGAACCGUUGAUUCGUCAACCAACAUCUAUUCUUAAUCACAAUAAUAACAACCAUUCUUACAGCCAUCAUACACAUACAAAUCACUCUCACAAUGACAAUCGUAAAGAUCUGGGAAAACUGAUUGAAGAAGAGGUCACCGAAAAAAGGAGAAAUGGAUUCAAUUUGAGUAACCCGUAUUUAAAUACACUGGAGGUGGAUAAACUGUAUCACUUAGGUUUAACCAAAAAGGGCGACAAUUUGGUUAAAAAAUUUGGUGAUGUCAAAUUUGUCUGUACGGGAGAAUCAGUUAGUCGGAUGGAAUUAACUGCCACAAUAUUGAAGCACAAGUUAAAUUUGACUGAACCAGUGGAAAAGAUCAAUCAAGAUGUAGAUCGCUUUACAAUCUACAAAGUUGGACCCAUUCUUUGCGUCAAUCAUGGAAUUGGUGUUCCAUCUCUAACCAUUUUACUCAACGAGAUAUUCAAGCUUUUGGCCUAUGCUCGAUGUCAAAAUGUUACAAUCUUCCGUCUCGGUACUUGUGGAUCCAUCGGUAAACCUCCGGGAGCCCUUAUUAUCACCAACAAAGUUGUUGAUGAUCGGCAGAGACCUCUUUUUGAGCAGGUUGUACUGGGUCGCGUUGUUUCACUGGAAGCUACAGUUGAUCAAGAGUUGGUUGAAGAGUUGCGUACAAUCGGAGGCACUCAAUUAUCUGAAUUAACUAUUGAAACCGGCACUACAAUGGCUACCAAUGACUUUUAUGAAGGUCAAGGUCGCAUGAAUGGCGCUUUCUGUGGUCAUACUUUUGCAGAGAGAGGACGACAUCUCUUGAGCCUUAAAAAGGCUGGAAUCAUCAACAUUGAAAUGGAAGCAAAUGCUUUUUUCGCUCUUUGCACAAAAGCCAAGCUUAAAUGUGCUUGUGUUGAUGUAGUGGUUUGUGAUCGACUUCGUGGAGACAUGAGCAACAUUGAUUCGGACCAGUUUACUCUAUUUGAACAAAGGCCAGCCUUGCUGAUUUCAAAAUACAUUCAAAGGCACAUGGACCUCAAUUGAAACCGUUAAUUAGGGAAACUCUUUUUCUUUCCCUUUCCCUUUCUCUCUAUUUUCGUCCCUUUCCAUCCUUCUCUUUACAUUUCUCAUUCUGAUUGUUGGAUUUUAUCUCUUCCAUUUUUUGACUUGACUUUGUCUCUGUUCAUCUUUUAAAUUGUGUUCUCAAAAGUCAAGCAAAAUUGAAUCCCAUUGUAUUGUCAGAAUCAAAAUCAUCUCAUUUCUUGAUACAUUUCAAGAAACAGACAAACUCAAGUCACUAAAAAAUGGAAGAUUUAACUCUUAUUGAUCUGGUGCAAUCAUUUUAAUUUCAUUCAUUUGAAAAACAAUUUAUUAGUUGACUUUUAUCUUGAUUAACCUUUAUAGGGCCCACACUGUGAUUAUUAUCUUCCCUGAAUUCCCUCCUUUCUAUUGUACAGAAUUUCAUUUUAAGUUUUCAACUAAAAUCAAAAACAAAAAGCCACAAAAUUAUUUUAGUUUACAUUUUUGCUGCUUUUUAUUAUCAAAUCAUAACUAUUUUGUUAAUCAAUAAAAAGUGCAACACAUUUUUA
This is a messenger RNA of Tetranychus urticae (two-spotted spider mite), 1786 nucleotides long. RefSeq names its product uridine phosphorylase 2. Gene Ontology annotation, biological process: uridine catabolic process; nucleotide catabolic process. NCBI's taxonomy places the organism in Eukaryota, Metazoa, Arthropoda, Arachnida, Trombidiformes, Tetranychidae. The record is from RefSeq and is a predicted model, not a curated record. Gene Ontology annotation, molecular function: uridine phosphorylase activity. Gene Ontology annotation, cellular component: cytosol; cytoplasm.